AAUAUUGAUAUUUUUAGUGAGUGAGUCUUGAGUUGAGUUCACAGAAUUCUGUGGUUGAGUUUGAGUUCUCGAGUCUUCAGUGAGUUAGUUGAUGAGCUGGUCGUGCAUAGACUGGCCCAGCCUAGUGCAUGGGAGUUUUUUCGACGUGUCAUGUAACUGUUCCUUUUAAGACUUAGAUCUAGAUUCUAGAUCUAUAUAAUCUAGAUAGCUCUUUAACUUUAAUGUAAACGCGUUGUUAUUGUUGUAGCCUAGAUUGCAUCUGAUCUCUCGUCUUGAACCCAGUCUCUUCCUUCCUUCAUUCGUGAUUUUCAACUGAAUCGGUCGCAAUGAACAUUUUGCCACACAAAAGUUGGCAUGUGCGCACAAAGAAAAACAUCGAAAGAGUGCGGCGCGAUGAAGAGAAAGCUGCGGAGGAAGAGAAAGAGCGGCAAAGAAGAAUAGCCCUCGCUGAGCAAGAGGCUCGCACUGAUCUGCUGAGAGCGCGAGCUCAUGGGAGAGCCCUGAAGGGAAAUGAUUCGUCUCUACCCCCUCCCCCUGUGGAGUCUGGCACGGCAGAAGAAACGUCGGCCCAGCCAGGAGCCUUGGAUGUUUUUGCACCGCGGUCUUCGGGACGGGACGUAGCUGUGCAAACAAGGGAAGAACAAAGAGCAUGAGGCGGAGAAGAAGAAGGAACAGGAGGCGUUGGAGAAGAAAAUAGGUCUCCUCACUUACCUGGGACAGACGGCACUGGAUGAGAAGGAAGCACCUCCGUGGUACAUGAAAAAGUCUCACAAGAAGAAGAAAAAAAGGAAAAGCGAAUCGGAGUCUGAGGAAGAAGAGGAAGACAAGGAAAAGAAGCUGAAGCUGGCCUUGGAAGAGCAUCGGCGGCGGUCGCUGGACCCGCUGCUGGAGAUGAGAGAGAUUAUGAGCAAGAGCAAGAAAAAACACAAGAAACACAAGACCAAGGAGAGAGGCAAAGAUCACAGAAGCCGCUCCUUCCCCUCCAAGUCCAGCAGUUCGAAACGGUCGUCAUCACCGGUUAGAACAGGAGCCUCCCAGGUUGCGUCAUCAUCGUCGUCGUCGUCGUCCAAGAAAACUAUCGAGCAGCUGAGGGCAGAGCGGAUGGCCAGAGAGAGGCAGGAGAAGGCUCGCGCCCAGGUUCUGGUAAAUAAGCACAAAGACGGGGGAGAUAAAGGCUCGAAGGAGAAGGAAGAAUCUUCGAGCGACAGUGAAGACGAGAGGGAGAAAGGACAGUCGGGGAAAAGGAGGUACAAUUCUCAGUACAAUCCUGAGUUUAUUUCAUCACAGCCAAGAAAAAGGCGGAGAAAUGCUUUGCACUGAAUUGUUUACGAAAAUGGGCUGUUUUCAGUAGAACUUAAAGAUUUUUCUAUUUUGGGGGGGAGGGGGGGUUAUAAUGACACCCUUUUAUAUAUAUACUUCAUUUGCACGCGCACACUCACACUCACACACACACACGUUAUAUUCAGUAGUGCAGGGUAUCAAAAUAAGCAUGACAAACAAGCGAAAUAAAAAUAUACAAUAUUCAAAAACGUGUUACACUGUUUAAAAACGAAACCAUGUCUACAUUGGCUGGCUGCAAAGAUCCCCUUCUAGCCGAGAUGAGCUCACCCGCUUUCGAAAAGAGCCUCUCGCUGGGGACUGACAUGCCUGGAAUCGCAAGAAUGUCUUUAGCGAUGCGAUUGAGCCUUGGUUUCGAAAUCGCGUUCUCUCUGCACCAAGUCAGGGGGUUGGAGUCCCGUGGCAUUGUGUCACCUUCCAAGUAGCCGUGGAUUUCCAUCUCUACUUCUGCAACUCUGGGCACAGCAGCCUGUUUGCCUUUCACCCGUUGGUCAAACUGUGUCCAGAGCUUCGACACUUUCUUAGCAGGUGGUGGAGCUGUUGCUUCUUCCUCGCUUGCUGUUGUUUGAAAUGUUUGUCCUGGUGGCUGUGGCAGCGCAAUGGGCAUGGCGGUGUCCAUUAGUUUGUCCACAGCAGAGUUGGAUGAUGCUGUUGUCCUUUAGUUUAUCCACAGCAGUUGGAUGAUGCUGUUGUCCUUUAGUUAGUCCACAGCAGAGUUGGAUGAUGCUGUUGUCCUUUAGUUUAUCCACAGCAGUUGGAUGAUGCUGUUGUCCUUUAGUUAGUCCACAGCAGAGUUGGAUGAUGCUGUUGUCUUUUAGUUAGUCCACAGCACAGUUAGAUGAUGCUGUUGUCCUUUAGUUAGUUCACAGCAGAGUAAGAUGGUGCUGUUGUCCUUUAGUUAGUCCACAUCAGAGUUAGAUGAUGCUGUUGUUGGGAAACCGUCCCGCUAGAACGUGGGGUCAAACAAUCAGGGUGUCCAGCAAAGUCAAAAAAUCGUAAAUUCGGCGCCCUGGUCGUAAAUGGUAGUAAAUUUGCCUUGAAGGUAGUAAAAAUUUGGUAAACGGUCGUAAAUUAGCCUGCAUACUGAGUGAUGA
Aplysia californica (California sea hare) is the source of this 2432-nucleotide messenger RNA. RefSeq names its product leukocyte receptor cluster member 1 homolog. NCBI's taxonomy places the organism in Eukaryota, Metazoa, Mollusca, Gastropoda, Aplysiida, Aplysiidae. The record is from RefSeq and is a predicted model, not a curated record.